Seriola dumerili (greater amberjack) is the source of this 2742-nucleotide messenger RNA. Its product is annotated as protein-glutamine gamma-glutamyltransferase K-like. The coding region runs from base 62 to 2422 and encodes 786 amino acids. The record is from RefSeq and is a predicted model, not a curated record. NCBI's taxonomy places the organism in Eukaryota, Metazoa, Chordata, Actinopteri, Carangiformes, Carangidae. Gene Ontology annotation, biological process: peptide cross-linking. The transcript has 14 exons. Gene Ontology annotation, molecular function: protein-glutamine gamma-glutamyltransferase activity.
AGAUCUCUUCCUCCUCCUCCUCCGGUCUGCGUCGUCACACUUCUCCUGCCACUGAACUGAGAUGCCUGUAGCGAUGAGGUCGGUCAGAGACACAGCUGCGGUGGGUCGGUUUCCAACUGUCAAUUUCUGGGAGGAGACGGAAAAAGAAACAGAAAAACCAGAAGAAAACAACGUCCAGAAAGAAAACGCGUGUCAGCAGUGGCUGCGAAAGGUCUGUCCGUGCUGCUGUCCCAAGCCCAACGACGAUGACAUCACAGACACUGUGAUCACAGGUAUUGAUGACGGAGAUAAGGAGGAUGGCACAAAUGGCGGGAAGCCCGUGACUGAUGGCGGCGAGCUUGAUGAACUCCUUCUCAAAGUUCAGUCGGUCGACCUGAUGAAGAGCCGGUCAGGGGAGAACCGCACGGAGCAUCACACCAGUCUCUACCAAAGUGAUGACUUCAUCAUCCGCAGAGGGCAGACCUUCCAGAUGUGGAUCACCCUGUCACGACCUUUUAACCCCAACACUGACAAACUUCACCUCGACCUUAAGACAGGGCCACUGCCAGCAGUGUCAAAGGGAACCCAUGUCAUCAUCCCUCUGGUGGAGGAGCUGGAGGACGAUGGUUGGGAGGCUGCUGUCGUGUCACAGGACGACAAGAGGAUUAAACUGUCAGUUCAUUCUCCUCCCACGGCCGCCAUUGGCCGAUAUAAACUCACGGUGGAAACCAGUGGCGCAAACGGCCGCGCUGUUUCCACACACGACCCCGCCAACGACAUCUACAUGUUGUUCAACCCCUGGUGUGAAGAGGACACAGUGUUCAUGGACUCUGAGGACGAGAGGCAGGAGUACGUCCUCAACGAUGUUGGACGGAUCUACUACGGCACAGAGAAUCAGAUCGGAGUGAGGACCUGGAACUACGGCCAGUGUGACGACGGGAUCCUGGCCGCCUGCCUCUUCGUGCUGGAGAAGAGUGGAACUCCUCCGUCUGGCUGGGGAGACCCGGUGAACGUGGUGCGGAUCAUCUCAGCCAUGGUCAACUCCCCCGAUGACCGAGGUGUCGUGCAGGGAAACUGGUCAGCAAACUACACAGGCGGGAGCAGUCCCACGCUGUGGAGUGGAAGUGUGGAAAUCCUGAAGCAGUACCAUAAAAGCAGCGGCUCCCCCGUGAAGUACGGCCAGUGCUGGGUGUUUGCUGGCGUGGUCACCACAGUGUCACGGUGUCUGGGCGUCCCCUGUCGGACCGUCACCAACUUCAGCUCGGCUCAUGACACAGACGUCUCCUUGACGACGGAUGUGUACUUGGACGAGAACCUGGAGCCUAUAGCUCACCUCAACGCCGACUCCAUCUGGAACUUCCACGUGUGGAACGACUGCUGGAUGGCUCGUCCAGACUUGCCCCCGGGUAACGGAGGCUGGCAGGCUGUUGACUCCACCCCCCAGGAGACCAGCCAGGGCACCUUCCGCUGUGGCCCCGCCUCUCUUUCUGCUGUCCGCAAUGGUCAGGUCUACCUCAAACAUGACUGUCCGUUCGUGUUUGCAGAGGUAAACAGUGAUAAGAUCUACUGGCAGAGGAACGCAGACGGGACCUUCAGUCAAAUCUACAGCGAGAAAAAGGCCGUGGGCCACAACAUCAGCACCAAGGCUGUUGGCUCUGAUGAACGCAGUGACAUCACGCACCUUUACAAACAUCCUGAAGGCACAGAGGAGGAACGCAUCGCCGUGGAAACAGCAUCUCGAUACGGCUCCAAAGCCGAGGCCUAUUCGUCUCCCACAGCGGAGGACGUCUCUGUCGAAGUGACCAUGGAGGGUGAAGGUCCUAAAAUGGGAGGGGACGCAGAACUGACCAUCAAGUUGAAAAACAGCAGCUCAGAGCAGCGCACAGUCCUCCUGCACAGCCAGGCGGCGGUCAUGUACUACACCGGUGUCCACAAGGCCACGGUCAGAAAGGACAACACAGACGUGCACGUGCUGCCCAACGAAGUCAAGAUUUUGGAGUGGUCCCUGAACUACAAAGACUACAAGGACCAGCUGAUCGACCAGGCCGCCCUGAUGCUGACACUGUCAGGCAGGGUCACAGAAACACAGCAGGUCCUGGCCACUCAGUUCAGCUUCCGACUCAGGACCCCAGACCUCAUCCUGAAGCCAAUCGGGAAGGCCGUGGUAGGUGAGAAGACGUCAGUGGAGAUUUCAUUUACGAACCCGCUACCACGGGUGCUGAAAGCAGUGACCUUCCACGUGGAGGGACUCGGCCUCAUGACCGCUCGAAAGAUCCGUUAUGGAGAUAUUGGCAGCCACGCCUCCAUGUCUCUCACCGAGCACUUCGUCCCCACGCUGCCCGGGACCAGGAAGUUACUGGCUUCACUGGACUGCCAGCAGCUCACCCAGGUCCACGGUGUGACCGACAUCACUGUGGGGGAGAAGAGCGGCGCCGCUCUAUAGCCAUGUGACUCACGCUGACGCUGAAUGUCUGAAGCAUUUUCCCAUGUAAUAUAACGUAUAUGGAAAGCUUCUAUUUAUUUAUACAACACGGCGACCACGGACAACUACUCAUGAAACAACGGAACCUUUUCUACCUUAGCACACAUCACGCUGUUUUACGUUUUAAUGCGACGUAGUUCUACAACAUGCAGGUGUGUGAAGUGCAGCUCUGAUCAUUCUUCCACAGAGGAUACACAACGUGGCAGCUCCAACCAAAGUGUGUUGAGAUCAUGUCUCCUAUUUAUAUAAACUAUGUAUUUAUUUUGUUUACACUGUGUGAU